This is a messenger RNA of Diospyros lotus (date-plum), 3298 nucleotides long. RefSeq names its product histone-lysine N-methyltransferase EZA1. Gene Ontology annotation, cellular component: PcG protein complex. The coding region runs from base 408 to 3020 and encodes 870 amino acids. The record is from RefSeq and is a predicted model, not a curated record. Gene Ontology annotation, molecular function: protein binding; histone methyltransferase activity. NCBI's taxonomy places the organism in Eukaryota, Viridiplantae, Streptophyta, Magnoliopsida, Ericales, Ebenaceae. Gene Ontology annotation, biological process: chromatin remodeling. The transcript has 18 exons.
UCAAAAUUGUUAGAUUUAUAUUUUCACGCCCAAGCGAGCGAACCUAGUACUUAAAACGGCGCUGCAAAUCCAGUGAUCUCGAGAUCACAGCAAUACUUGACCUGUGGGCUGAGGCGCUCCGACGCUCCGAAUCUGGCACGCCGUCUCCCACGGUUCGGAUCGCAUCGGAUUGGAAUAGAUAAUUAAUUCCUCACCACAGCCCAAUCAAAUACAUGAACUCGUCAAUCGUCGGUGGACCCAAUAGCUCGAUCUUCUGCCCCUGUUCCACUCUCCGUCUUCAGGCCACGUAAGCAGUCCUGUCCCUGCACUGCACGCCAAUCUUGCUUCUGUUGGUUGGGUUUUGCCUCCUUCGCAUCUCCCUUCGUUCGUCUCUCGGUUGCGGUUGAAUUCAGGAGCAGAGAGCUCUCAUGAUGGUCUCCAAAUCAAGCGACUCUGCUUCUAAACUCAGAAAAUCACAUGCAGAACAGGCCAGUGAUGAAUUUGGGAAUUUAACACAGAAGAUACAACAGCUGAAAAAGCAGAUUCAAGCAGACAGAGUUCUUUCAAUUAGAGAAAAACUCGAAGAGAACAGAAAGAAGCUAGAAGGCCAUGUUUCUUUGCUUGUGUCAGGAGCAUUCUCGAGAAAUAGUAUUUCAGUCGUGGAGGCCAAUAGUCAAGGUGAAAUGCUUUCUUCAAGAAUUGAAAAUCCAUUUUGCAAGAUUAAUGGAUUUGCUCAAGGAUCUGGUGAUAAAGAACAAAUUAACAUUCAAGAAGUUUUAUUCUCAACAAGUGCCAAGCUUCCAUAUAUUGAGAAGAUACCACCAUAUACUACUUGGAUAUUUUUGGACAGGAAUCAGAGAAUGGCUGAAGAUCAGUCAGUUGUUGGAAGGAGACGUAUUUAUUAUGAUCCACAUGGAAGUGAAGCACUUAUCUGCAGUGAUAGUGAGGAAGAGAUUGCAGAACCAGAGGAAGAGAAACAUGAAUUUUCUGAGGGGGAAGAUCGCAUCCUAUGGAUGACCUUCAAGGAGUAUGGGCUCAAUGAGGAAGUGCUCAACAUUAUUAGUCAAUACAUUGGAGGCACCACUUCUGAAAUCCAGGAGCGUUGUUACAUGCUCAAGGAAAAAAAUCAGGAGAAACAUGACCAAGACUUUAAUGGAGAUGAGGAGAAUGGAUCAGAGAAGAACAACUUGCUGGAAAGAAGUCUUAGUGCUGCAUUAGAUUCUUUUGACAAUCUGUUUUGUCGUCGGUGUUUGGUUUUUGACUGCCGUCUGCAUGGCUGUUCCCAGAGUCCCAUUUAUUCUAAUGAAAAGCAUUCAUAUUCCUCUGAAUCAGAUGAAGAUGGAAAACCUUGCAGUGAUCAGUGUUACCUGAGGUUAAAAUUUGUCCAAGACUUGCCAGAAAGUUCAGUGGUUAAUACCUUACAUAGACCUGAAAGUAAAAGUUCAGACGAGGCAGUCAGGACCCCAGUCCUGCCCAGUUCUGAGGAGGCAGGUGAUGUGAUGCAUUACGAAAUGGGGAAACGUAAGGUCCAAAAAUGUACAAAUACUGAGCCAGAUAGCCUUGUAUUGGCUUCAGAUGAUGUCCAAGGUUCUAGCAAAAAACAGAAAAGUUUAUCAGCUCAGAAAACCGAUAGCAUGGUUUGUGAAGGAUUUCUGAAUGUGGAUUCAAGUUCAAAUACAGAAGUUGGAGACAUUGAAUUUGAGACAGGGUAUAAAAAUGAGCUCCUUAUGCCCAAUAAAGAUGCAGAGCAUUUAUUAUAUGAAUCUGCUUCAGAUAAAUUCAGAUGUCCAGUUGAUGUUCCCAGGCCUGGGCUUGAGGAUCGUGUCAUAUAUGAAGCAAAAGGGAUUAGCCAUGGUACAGAAGUGCCUGUUUUGAAGGAAUCAACCAAUUUUGUGGAAGGACAAGUUGAAGCGGUUUUAAACAACAGUGAGUGGAAACCUUUUGAGAAAGAACUAUACUUGAAGGGAAUAGAGAUGUUUGGGAGAAACAGGCUUUUCAGUUGUCUUAUAGCGAGGAACUUACUCUCUGGCUUGAAGACUUGCAUAGAAGUCUCCAGUUACAUGUACAAUGAUAGUGCUGCACUGCCUUGUGGAGCUAUUGACUUACCAAGUUCAUUUUCAGAAGACAACAAUAAAGUUGAUGCAGAAUUUAUGGAGCGAGAGACACCAACAAGGUCAAGGUUAAUCCGUAGAAGGGGCAGAACACGGAAGCUUAAAUAUUCGUGGAAGUCAGCUGGCCAUCCAUCAAUGUGGAAAAGAAUUGCAGGUGGUAAAAACCAGUCCUGUAAGCAAUAUAAACCAUGUGGAUGUCAGCCUAUGUGUGGAAAGCAAUGCCCUUGUCUGCAUAAUGGAACUUGCUGUGAGAAGUACUGUGGGUGCUCCAAAAGCUGUAAAAACCGGUUCAGGGGAUGCCACUGUGCAAAGAGUCAAUGCAGAAGCCGGCAAUGCCCAUGCUUUGCUGCUGGACGGGAAUGUGAUCCAGAUGUUUGUAGAAACUGUUGGGUUAGCUGUGGGGAUGGUUCAUUAGGUGAGCCACCAAGGCAAGGAGAUGGCCAGUGUGGAAAUAUGAGACUCCUUCUGAGACAACAACAAAGGAUCCUUUUAGCAAAAUCUGAGGUUGCUGGAUGGGGAGCCUUCUUAAAGAACCCUGUCAACAAAAAUGAUUAUCUUGGAGAAUACACUGGUGAAUUGAUUUCACACAGAGAAGCAGAUAAACGUGGGAAGAUUUAUGAUCGUGCAAACUCAUCUUUUCUCUUUGACUUGAAUGAUCAGUAUGUCCUUGAUGCCUACCGCAAAGGUGACAAGCUGAAAUUUGCUAACCACUCGUCAAAUCCCAACUGUUAUGCAAAGGUAAUGCUGGUUGCUGGUGAUCAUCGAGUUGGCAUUUUUGCCAAGGAGCAUAUUGAAGCUAGCGAGGAGCUCUUCUAUGAUUACCGGUAUGGACCUGAUCAAGCUCCUGCCUGGGCUCGAAAGCCAGAGGAUUCAAAGAGAGAUGAUUCAUCGAUUUCUCAAGGUCGAGCGAAGAAACACCAGUCUCAUUGAUGAACCUUCUCGCUGUAAGCUUAAUAUUGUAUAGCUGUAGUAGUGCUCCAUCCUAUUGCUCCUAUGGGGGUAGACCGUUAAGAUUCUACAUCUCUUAAGGGGUCUAGGCUGUGUAGCAUAGACAUGGUGUGCCUUUAUAUAUUUGUAUAGCUCGACUUAAGCACAUUGGAGAUGGGCUAGAAAAUUCUCUAGCUACUUAUUGAAGUAUUAAAAGAAAUAAGACAAUGGAAAUAGAAAUACCACGAAAGAAUAAUACUCUGCUAUAAAGCCAUUUUUUA